AUGAAGAGACAAAUGGAAGAUUUCGAGAGGGAGAGUGUGAGGGCGUUGGCAGGGCAGAAAGAAGAGCUCAGGUUGGCUUUUGAGACGUCUCAAAAGGCGCUGGCAGAGCAGAAGGAAGAGCUCAGGUUGGCUUUUGAGACGUCUCAAAAGGCGCUGGCAGAACAGAAGGAAGAGCUCAGGUUGGCUUUUGAGACGUCUCAAAAGGCGCUGGCAGAGCAGAAGGAAGAGCUCAGGUUCGCUUUUGAGACGUCUCAAAAGGCGCUGGCAGAACAGAAGGAAGAGCUCAGGUUGGCUUUUGAGACGUCUCAAAAGGCGCUGGCAGAGCAGAAGGAAGAGCUCAGGUUGGCUUUUGAGACGUCUCAAAAGGCGCUGGCAGAGCAGAAGGAAGAGCUCAGGUUCAACAGGGAGCUGGCGAGUGAUGUUACAAGCGUGAAAGCGGUGAAUGGACUGCUAACAUCUGCUGACCCCAAGGGGAAAUACCAGAGCACCUGCGAGGAGCUGAAAAAACUACAGGACCUACUAGACUCAGCUGGUGAGACUGUUUCGUGUAGAGAGGGGUGGAGGGGGGAGGAAGAUCCAGUCUCAACUGGCAGCGGGGGGGAGGUGUUCCAGGUCGGGAAGGUAAACUUACUGGUCUGCAUGUGA
This is a messenger RNA of Closterium sp. NIES-65, 645 nucleotides long. Lineage: Eukaryota; Viridiplantae; Streptophyta; Zygnematophyceae; Desmidiales; Closteriaceae. The record is from the annotation of a GenBank genome assembly.